This is a messenger RNA of Lolium perenne, 1656 nucleotides long. Its product is annotated as gibberellin 2-beta-dioxygenase 5-like. The record is from RefSeq and is a predicted model, not a curated record. NCBI's taxonomy places the organism in Eukaryota, Viridiplantae, Streptophyta, Magnoliopsida, Poales, Poaceae.
AAAGGAAUGCUUCGUCAUCUUCUCUUUUGGAAGCCUACCAACCUACUCCCCCUCACACCAGCUAGCUAGCCAUGCGUGUGUCCUAAAACAAGAGCAACAUAAUUUCCCAAUCGUUCUAUAUAUAGGCCAGCUGACCAUUUAGAAUUGGCUAAUCUAGCUAGGUAUCAGAAACCUCUCAAAUUCCAAGAGCUGGUUAUCAAAAUACGUACAUACAUACCCAAUAUACACCCCACUCCACGGCACCUAUAUUUCUGCAAAGAUCGCUGAGCUAGUGCUGACUGCUGUUUCUUUCUGAGUCAUUUAUCAGGAUUACAGAUAGAUGGAUGACGAGUCUAACCCGCCGCUGAUGGACACGUACAAGCACCUCUUCGACGACGACAACCACCCGCGCAGCCUGCGGGAACUGGAAGCAGCCGACGACGACGACCACGAGUGCGGCCUCCCGGUGAUCGAUCUCGCCGUGCUAGAGCAAGGCGGAGACGCGGUGGCGGCCGAGCAGUGCCGUGCGAAGAUCGUGCGCGCGGCGUCGGAGUGGGGGUUCUUCCAGGUGAUCAACCACGGCGUGCCGCAGGCGCUCCUGGACUGUCUGCUCGACGAGCAGGUGCGCGUGUUCCGGCGCCCCUUCCAGCGGAAGGUGGGCGAGCGGCUGCUGGACUUCUCGCCGGAGAGCUACCGCUGGGGCACUCCCACCGCCACGUCCCUCGAGCAGCUGUCCUGGUCCGAGGCCUACCACAUCCCCAUGACGCCUCCGUCGGCAGCCGGGCACGAUGAUCAAGUGGCCACCGCCGACGACGAACACGAGAACCACAUCAGGUAUGUGAUCGAGGAGGUGUCCACGGCGAUGUCGCAGCUGGCACAGCAGCUCGCAUCGAUCCUGAUCAGGGAGCUGCAGGGAGACGACGACGAUGACGACGGGAUGACAAAGUGUUGCACUUGGAGCACGUGCUUCCUGCGGCUGAACCGGUACCCGCCGUGCCGCGGUAGCGGCGGCGCGUUCGGGCUGUGCGCGCACACGGACAGCGACUUCCUGACGAUCCUGCGGCCGCUCGACACCGUCGGCGGACUUCAGCUGCUCAAGGACGGACGGUGGCUCACCGUGAAGCCCAACCCCGGCGCGCUCGUCGUCAACAUCGGCGACCUCCUCCAAGCGUGGAGCAACGACGUUUACAGGAGCGUGGAGCACAGGGUGGUGGCGCACCCGGCGCGGGAGCGCUUCUCCGUCGCCUUCUUCCUCUGCCCGUCCUACGACACCGUGAUCCGCCCGCACCGGCGGCCGGAGGGGAACCAGAUUGAUAGCUUGUACAGGAGCUUCACCUUCGGCGAGUACCGGAGCCGGAUCAGGGAGGAUCUCAGGCUGACAGGCCGUAAGAUCGGCCUGCCACGCUUUCGCCGCCAUGCUUCAUCUCCUCCUGUCACACAGGAGCUAUAGCCUAGAGCUAAACAGGCGUAGGAAACGUCUUAAGUCUCUGUAUUAACCACUAUUCAAAUUGUACCUAGCUAGCUAGGCCUGUAGAAGAAGGAUUCCUGCGGUCAACUUUUGGAAACAUUGACCACUAUGUGUGAAAGUGUAUAGAUCGAGUGCAUAAAAAUAACGUCUUCCCUUACAAAAAUAAUGGAAUUUCUGUUUCUGAGUUGCCUAAGAAGUCACCUUGUUAA